CCUGCUGGUGAGGCUCAUAAGCAGCCUAUCAGGGGAACGGAAGGAUAGAGAGUGCUUAUUGGGUAGGAAGUCCUCUUGCGGGUGCACGGGCUCAUAGAGAGAGUGGUGUUUUGUGUCUGAAGGAAAUGGCUACAGCAAGCGGUAGAGGAACAGGUUAUAGAGCCCCAUGCAGAGCAUUCCUCAGGGGUGUCUGUCAUUGGGGUGUGAACUGCCACUUCUCCCAUGAAAGGAAGCCUGCUCCACUCUGCCGGCAUUUUCAAAAUGGGUUCUGUAGCUAUGGUAACAAGUGCAGUUUUCAGCACACAACGACUUAUCUUCCUCCUGAUGCCUCUUAUUACCACCCUGGACGCAGAGUUUCUGAGCCCUGCAUUGUUCCGCAUGUCGGUGAACCAUCUACUGGACGAAGGGGCUCUGAGCCAUCGCUUUUUCCUUGGCACACAUCUGGUUCAGAAAGCCAGACAAGAUCUAUCCAGUCACCCACAGGAAACUGGGCUCUUGCUGCAGAAUUUAUACCUAGGAAUGCAGGACUUGUUAGAUCUGUGUCUAGUCCUGUCCUAAUGGAUGGGUCUCUGCCUAAGCAAACUGAAGGCCAAGAUGACAAACCUCAAACAUCUACGAAGAUGCUGCAUUCAAAAAAGGGGGAGGUUCCAGGACAUCAGUAUGAACGCAGUAGCAGUGUGAUCUGUGGCAUCUGCAUGGAUAAAGUGUAUGAUAAGCAGGUAGCUGAAGAGAGGGUGUUUGGAAUCUUGCCCAACUGCAGCCAUCCUUUCUGUGUCAGCUGUAUAAAACGCUGGAGGAACACUAGAGAGUUUCAGAAUGAGGUUAUUAAAGGCUGCCCACAGUGUCGUGUAAAGUCCAGUUACUUUAUUCCUCAUAAAUACUGGAUUGGAGAUUCUGAUGAGAAACUAAAAUUAAUUGAAGAUUUUAAAGCAAAGACUGGUAAGAUUCGCUGUCGCUUCUUCAUUCAAAGUAACGGACGAUGCCCCUUUAAAUCUGAAUGUAUCUAUCUUCAUGAAUUGCCACAUGGUCACCAGCGCAGGAGGAGGAGAGAUCAGAGACGAGCCAGCGCCUCUGCCCUAUCCUAUUCUCACCUGGUUGGAAUCUAUGAAGAAGACUUCAGUGAGGGCGAGGACAUUAAUCUUCUGCACUGCGCUCUCACCUUGGCCCUCCUUGAAGAUCACUUCAAUGAAUGGAGUCUGGGCUUUCCUGAGGAAGUUGACAUUUAUCUGGGGGAGUUUAGUGAUUCUGACUAGUAGAUAAAAUUUCUUAAAUACUGUUUUUGUAAAACUUUAAAUUCUAAGCAAUAUGCAUUUUUGUGAUUUAAAUAUUUAAUAUUGCCCCCUUGCCUCUGGGUUUAACCCUUGCAGUGCUUUUCUUAGUAGGCAUCUGAAGACCCACUGGAAAUAUGGGAAUGUUUUGAAAAUUUUGUAGGUUUUUCUAGCUUGACAUUUUAAAUUUUGUUAAAUAGUUGGUAGUUUAAUGGAAUAAAGAUUUGUACUUUGCUUACA
This is a messenger RNA of Rana temporaria (common frog), 1508 nucleotides long. RefSeq names its product probable E3 ubiquitin-protein ligase makorin-2. Gene Ontology annotation, biological process: protein polyubiquitination. The transcript is spliced from 8 exons. Lineage: Eukaryota; Metazoa; Chordata; Amphibia; Anura; Ranidae. Gene Ontology annotation, molecular function: metal ion binding; ubiquitin protein ligase activity. The coding region runs from base 126 to 1253 and encodes 375 amino acids. The record is from RefSeq and is a predicted model, not a curated record.